This is a messenger RNA of Batrachochytrium dendrobatidis JAM81, 1140 nucleotides long. RefSeq lists its product as uncharacterized. The transcript is spliced from 5 exons. Bases 98 to 895 code for a protein of 265 amino acids. The record is from RefSeq and is a predicted model, not a curated record. NCBI's taxonomy places the organism in Eukaryota, Fungi, Chytridiomycota, Chytridiomycetes, Rhizophydiales.
CGUGAGGUUCACCUGUUGUGGAUGUGCUGACCUACGGACUGCCACUGCAUUCAUCAACUGCAUUAACUUGUUUACGACCCUUUUAUCACUGCAGGCAAUGUCCCUGUUGCUACCAUUCAACUUUUUUAUACUCAACAACCUUAUUGUUCUCGUUUCGCUCUUGGGUCUAUGGGCAGCAUACACUAACGAAGCUCGGUGGGCAAUCCCUUUUUCAUGUCUGUUUUUCGGCAUCACUGUUACACGGAUCGGAUUUGGAAUCAAGAGUGUCAUUGGAUCGUUUGCUCACAAACAGUCCAGUAUUAAUCAAUGCAUCUCCAUAAACCCACAGAUGCUAGAGGCCUGUGAAAACUCAGUAACACACCAGUUAAAACUAACGACCUUGUUCGUGGUGCUAUUUUCACUCACUUGUGUUUAUUGUAUCUAUAUCGAGUUUUUAUACGCAUAUAUGUUGUGGAAAAAUCCAGUACUGUCGGGCGUACAGUCACCACAACUAUUUAGACAAAUGCAACCUCAACCAGCACCCGUAUACGAAAUGGACUCUGUCUUUGAUCCUGUUCCCGUUUACACUCCACCUUACGAAGUACCCAAAGCAAAUGGAUCUACGCAUAACAAUGCCAAUGGGCAAGGACCACUACCUUUAUCUACUUGCGCUGAUAAUGCAGCAGAUCAUUCGGCUGUAUCAGAUUUAAAUGCAUCAUCAUCAUUGACUUCUUCAGUACCAAUAGACGCUUUGAAAACUCCUUCACAUGUGGUCGAGGUAAAUGAAAUGAGCACAGCUACCCAGUCGCCACCUUACUUGCAUCAAGAACCACAUGUGAUUGCUUUACAACAGAAUGAACCCAUUAGAGCAUAUCCGUUGAAUCACACUACUGACAGUCAUUCAGGAAAACCUUGAGCCAUGCAUUCUAUCAUGACACCGCCUUUGGACCUUUUAAAAUCCGUAAUUGGCGAAUCCAUCUUGUUCUUAAUUAUAUGGACUACGUUUGAUGUUUUCAAAAUGAAUAUAUCCUGCUUUUUGAUAAGGGUAAUGGCUUCAUUUAUCAAACGCCCAUUUAAACUCAUAUUUAUGUAGAGUGAAAUACUGUCUCGAAUGACAAUCUAUUCCAAAAUAAAGAAUCGUGAAUAUUGUGCUCAUUCAAG